Temnothorax curvispinosus is the source of this 2248-nucleotide messenger RNA. Its product is annotated as testis-expressed protein 10 homolog. The coding region runs from base 337 to 2202 and encodes 621 amino acids. The transcript has 5 exons. The record is from RefSeq and is a predicted model, not a curated record. Gene Ontology annotation, cellular component: MLL1 complex; nucleus. Lineage: Eukaryota; Metazoa; Arthropoda; Insecta; Hymenoptera; Formicidae.
CAUCUGCUCCAAUCGCCACCUUUUAUCCGUGAUCCAUGUGCUCUUGGUGUUUAUUGGAGUAUGCAACGCGAACAAACCUCUUGUGGAUCUCUAGGUUGGCCCGGUUGGCCGCUCUCAGGUUUCUCUCUGUCUAUAACUAUAUCUAUGGUUGUAUGCUACUUUUCGAGUGCGAGUCAAAUAACCUCACGUUGUGUUAUUAUAAUUUUGUUACACAAAAUCUAAAUAUACGUGUGCCAUAUAGCUUUUUAGAGUUGGAAGCAUCCACUCCGAAAGGAAAUUUAACAACCUAUAUGCGAUAUUAUUUUGUCCGUAAUACGAUACAUAUAUAUCAGAAAUAUGAGUAAAGGUCAUAAACGUUCGAAACGCCUGAAAUCAGAAAAGUCGAAAAUAAAAUUGAAAACUAAGAGAUCCGUCACGUCGUUACCAAAAGGCUUGAAUAUUACGGAUACGUCGUUUAAAGUAAAGAAGAUACUGAUACGUGAACAAUUAAAGCAACGGAGUGAAACGGAAAUUCUCAGUUCUCGCAAAUUGAAUAUCGAUGAUUUAUUAACGCGUUUCCGGCAUCACAAUUCGACUGUGAGAGAAGAUGCGUUGAGACAAUUGAAAGACAUCUUGUCGCGGGAUUCUCCAAAAACUCUACAUUCGCACGUGAAUUCUUUGUUACGUGGUAUUGCGGCUUUAUCUCUUGAUAAAGAGAGAAAUGUACGAACAAGUUCCUUUCAUGCGCUUGAUUUUAUUCUUGGCCGUAUUUUGACGCGACACGUGACACCCUUGCGUGAAAUUGUAAUAUCGUAUUUAAGCUGUGCCAUGACACAUAUUGAUCCACGUGUGAAGGAAGAUUCUCUACUUUUCUUGGAUGUUCUCGUAAAGAAUUGCGAUAGUGUUGUGGCGAGAGACAGCCAUAAAAUAUUACCCAAUUUUUUGGGUAUGAUAUGUAGCGUACACAAGCAAGUUAGACCUGGGGCACGAUUAACGACGACGCUAAAUUCCAAGAGCACGGAUGUAAAAUGGAGAAUUAAAGUUUUGGAACGUUUAGCUAAUAUGUUUGUCUCUAUAGUAAGCUAUAGAAAGCUUUGUAUUGAUGCGCGGUCGAACGUGCUUCCGAUCGCGAGAGCGACGAGAUAUACCAGAUAUAUUCCCGUUUAUAGCGAUAACGUGACUCGAGUUUGUGAACGUAAUCUUGACAAAGAUGUGAGCUUGAUAGGUAGUAGUAGCGUGAAAGAAACUCUACCUGUAGAAGACGUCAUGAAAUAUGUAGAUUUAUUGAUGCCACUGAUGUCUGAUAUUUGGCUUGAAGUAUGCCCGGAUGAAAAAGUGUCGAGUUACACAGAACGUACGAUUUCGAGUGAGGCAGCUGCAUUAUUGACGAGUAUCGUCGUGAUUGUACAAUCGAUUGUGGAAUACAUUGAUACGUUGGAUUGCAACGAUUAUGACGUCGCGCGUACGAGGCAUUGGUUUAAAGAUACAUUUCACGAUGCAUAUAUGAAGAAUUUUCUUUCGAGUUUUCCAUAUGGUAAAGUAAAGCCAUUUGUUCAUGAAUCCAGAAAACAUCAAGAGAAUUUCUCUCAAGGGGAUUGUAUGGACGGAUGUUUGGAACAGAACUUGGGACUUUGUCAAAUUCACGCAUGGUUUACAUCUCUGUUUAACAAGAAGGAACAAUUUCCCAAGUCUACCAAAACCUAUUGCGUAUCAGUUGUGAAAUAUUUAAAUGGUGCUAUUGAAACGUGGUGCGACUCGUCCGCAUCGUCCGCAUCGUUCUCGCGACUGAUUAAACUUUUAAGAACUUUAUUUUUGCGAGCUGGUCCAGUUUGGUAUACCAACUGUAUUAGUUUAAGUCAUACUUUACGAUUGAUUAUUGAAGCAUCUACUCGUUUACCGAAGAAAGACGUGCAAUCACACUUGUAUCUGAUUAUCGGUGACGUUAUGUUGGAAAGCACGUUAAUCGAGUUACACAGAGAGAAGGCGUUUGAAAACUUUGUUACGAUCUUACCGAAUUUACUCCUGAGAUCAAGCAUAGAUGACGUCGUAAUUCGAAUGAUCGGUCAAAUAGUUUUACGUUUUAAGGAAUAUAUCCGGAAAGAAUUGAUGGCUAAACGCAAGUCUAUUAUCGAAAAUGCUAAAAAGAUCGACAUUGUAGGUUCACAGGAUGAUAAUAAACGAUCGAGACACAUGAUUUAUAAUCUAUUUUAUUUUCUAGAUUAACAAAUUUAUUAUUAAAUAACGACGUUGUCGCAUGUUGAAUGUUGUA